UAUCCUAUAUAACGAAGCCAACUUUACAAGGCAGCAGAGAAACCAAAGAGCACAACCAUCCUUCGCAAACCCUAAUAGCGAAGGCCAUCAUCAAUGGCGAGCAAGCUCGCGGUGAUCCAGGCUCUCGACAACACUCGCACACAAUGGUAUCACUUCACGGCGAUUGUCAUCGCCGGCAUGGGGUUUUUCACUGAUGCGUACGACCUCUUUUGCAUCUCCACCGUUUCGAAGCUCUUAGGUCGUAUCUAUUAUGCCGAUCUCAACGACAAUGCACCAGGUAAGCUCCCCCACAGGAUCAACAACGCCGUCACCGGUGUGGCCCUGAUCGGAACCCUACUGGGCCAGCUUUUCUUCGGGUACCUUGGCGACAAGCUUGGCCGGAAGAAGGUGUACGGUAUAACCCUACUCCUCAUGGCGUUCUGUGCCAUCUGCUCCGGCCUCUCCUUCGGGUCCACGAGCAAGUCCGUGAUCGGGACCCUCUGCUUUUUCCGGUUCUGGCUUGGCUUCGGCAUCGGUGGUGACUACCCUCUGUCAGCGACCAUCAUGUCAGAGUACGCGAAUAAGAAGACGCGUGGCUCUUUCAUCGCAGCGGUCUUCGCCAUGCAAGGCGUGGGGAUCAUCUUUGCCGGCCUCGUCUCCAUGACCCUGUCGUGGCUCUUCCUCAUCUUGUACCCGGGCGAUCCGCUCGACAAGGCGCCGUAUUUCGUCGCUCAGCCGGAGGCAGAUUACCUGUGGCGGAUCGUGCUCAUGAUCGGCGCCUUGCCUGCUCUUCUCACUUUCUACUGGCGGAUGAAGAUGCCCGAGACGGGACGCUACACGGCCCUCGUCGAGGGGAACGCGAAGAAGGCCGCGAUAGACAUGGGCCGAGUCCUUGAAAUGGAACUUGAAGAGGAGCAAGAGAAGGUGUCGCAAUUCAGGACGGCUAACGAGUACAAACUGUUCUCGAGUGCCUUUUGGGAGAAGCACGGUUGGCACCUAAUAGGCACAAUGAGCACUUGGUUCUUACUAGACAUCGCCUUCUACAGCCAAAACUUGACCCAAAAGGACAUUCUCCCGGCAAUGGGUCUCAUACCGAAGGCCACUCAAAUGGGUGCUGUUCGUGAAGUCUUCAUGACCUCGAAAGGCAUGUUUAAGAUCGCGCUGCUCGGCACAUUCCCCGGUUACUGGUUCACUGUAUUUUUCAUAGAGAGAUUGGGGCGGUUCAAGAUCCAGCUCGUCGGCUUCUUCAUGAUGUCCGUCUUCAUGCUUGCCAUCGGGAUCAAAUACAGAGACCUCAAGGACCCGGCCAAGCACGAGGCAUGGCUGUUCGCAAUCUUGUACGGGCUGACCUUCUUCUUCGCCAACUUCGGCCCAAACAGCACGACCUUCGUCCUGCCCGCGGAGCUCUUCCCCACCCGGGUGAGGUCCACGUGCCACGCCAUGAGCGCAGCAGCUGGGAAGGCGGGGGCUCUGGUCGGCGCCUUCGGGGUCCAGACGUACACUCUGGACCAGACGACGCCCAAGAUCCGCGGGGCGAUGAUGUUCAUGGCGUUCACGAACAUGCUAGGGUUUUGCUGCACGUUCUUGGUGACGGAGACCAAAGGGCGGUCCUUGGAGGAGAUAUCGGGCGAAGACGACGGGCAGGACCAUACUGAGGAGGGGAGUGAAUACAAAUAA
Messenger RNA from Rhodamnia argentea, 1656 nucleotides. RefSeq names its product low affinity inorganic phosphate transporter 4-like. The record is from RefSeq and is a predicted model, not a curated record. Gene Ontology annotation, molecular function: transmembrane transporter activity. The transcript has a single exon. NCBI's taxonomy places the organism in Eukaryota, Viridiplantae, Streptophyta, Magnoliopsida, Myrtales, Myrtaceae. Gene Ontology annotation, cellular component: membrane. Bases 94 to 1656 code for a protein of 520 amino acids. Gene Ontology annotation, biological process: transmembrane transport.